This is a messenger RNA of Formica exsecta, 1637 nucleotides long. RefSeq names its product alpha-N-acetylgalactosaminidase. Gene Ontology annotation, biological process: oligosaccharide metabolic process; glycosylceramide catabolic process; glycoside catabolic process. Gene Ontology annotation, cellular component: cytoplasm. Gene Ontology annotation, molecular function: alpha-galactosidase activity. NCBI's taxonomy places the organism in Eukaryota, Metazoa, Arthropoda, Insecta, Hymenoptera, Formicidae. Bases 216 to 1523 code for a protein of 435 amino acids. The record is from RefSeq and is a predicted model, not a curated record. The transcript is spliced from 8 exons.
ACAAAUGAUUCUCGUGAUCACACACUCGACAUUCAACGAUCAAGAUACGCGCAUCAAAUACAGAUCGAUCGAUCUGUCCGGUAAGAUCUCUUCCGCGAUAGAUGUAUAAAUAAAAGAGUGUCACGGUGAUUUUUUUUACUAUGUUAAUGUAAACGUCGCCAACGUAUCGCUCUUGUCCGUCUUCUUCAGCGAGCGUUUUAUUCCCUUUCUGCAGAAUGCUGCGCAACCUGUGGACCUUUUGUGUCCUGUCACCGGUCAUCCUGGUCUCAGCGCUGGAGAAUGGCUUGGGUAGGACACCACCGAUGGGAUGGUUAGCUUGGGAAAGAUUCAGGUGUAACACUGACUGCAAGAAUGAUCCUGACAACUGCAUAAGUGAUCGUCUCUUCCGAACAAUGACAGAUAUAGUGGUGGCUGAAGGAUACGCCGCAGUGGGCUACGAGUAUAUUAAUGUGGAUGACUGUUGGUUGGAGAAAGAAAGAGACGUAAAUGGACAGCUUGUACCAGACAGAGAACGGUUCCCAUAUGGCAUGAAGAGUCUGUCAGAUUAUGUGCAUUCAAAGGGCCUCAAGUUUGGUAUCUAUGAAGACUAUGGUAAUUACACUUGUGCCGGUUACCCAGGUAUAUUGGGCUAUUUGGAAUUAGAUGCCGCUACAUUUGGAUCCUGGGACGUAGAUUAUGUGAAAUUAGAUGGAUGCUAUGCGCAUCCCAGUGAUAUGGACAGAGGCUAUCCCGAGUUUGGAUAUCAUUUAAAUCAAACUGGAAAACAAAUGAUAUAUUCCUGCUCCUGGCCUGUCUACCAAAUCUAUGCUGGUAUGCAGCCGAAUUAUACCGCGAUUGCGCAGAGCUGUAAUCUCUGGCGCAAUUUUGAUGACAUUCAGGAUUCGUGGGCCAGUGUGGAGAGUAUCAUUGAUUACUAUGGUAACAAUCAAGACGUAAUCGUGCCUAUUGCCGGUCCCGGACAUUGGAACGACCCGGAUAUGUUAAUUAUCGGUAACUUUGGACUAAGCUAUGAACAGAGCAAGACGCAAAUGGCGAUCUGGGCUAUACUAGCAGCGCCGUUGCUUAUGUCUGUUGAUCUCAGGACGAUCAGGCCAGAGUAUAAAGCCAUUCUGCAGAAUAAGAAAAUUAUUGCCGUGGAUCAAGACCAGUUGGGUAUUCAAGGUCGACGGAUAUACAAACAUAAGGGCAUUGAAAUUUGGGCAAGGCCCAUCACUCCAGUUUACCAAAACUACUACUCGUACGCGAUCGCGUUCAUCAAUAGGCGAACAGACGGUACGCCAUCGGAUGUGUCAGUCACAUUGAAAGAGCUGGGUCUGCAGUAUCCUGGAGGAUACCGAGUGGAGGAUUUGUACGAAGAUGUAGAUUACGGCAUACUAACACCGCAGACCAAGAUCAAAGUUAAAGUGAAUCCAUCGGGCGUAGUAAUAUUGCGAUGUAAUUUGAAUAUAGACGAUUCGUUUCGCUACUCGCCGUACACACCUUUAAAUCAGAUCUUUAAAGUUAGACAAAAUUCGUUUAAAUGACCGUACGCGUCUAAAAUAUCGAAUUUUUAUUGACGUUUUUAUAUAAGUUCUACGUUCUCUAUAUUAACGUAUUAUAAGAAAGGCUAGGAGAAAUAAAGAAUUUUAUAAACUUUA